This is a messenger RNA of Cylindrotheca closterium, 420 nucleotides long. NCBI's taxonomy places the organism in Eukaryota, Bacillariophyta, Bacillariophyceae, Bacillariales, Bacillariaceae. The record is from the annotation of a GenBank genome assembly.
AUGCUUAAGUUUGUUACAAAAGAGAUGGAUAUCAAGCUUCGAGGUGAAGCCGAUUUCACAGCUACUCUUGAAGAUCCAAUUGAACUCUUGAAACAAAUUGAACGAUUCAUGAAGAAGAGUGCCGAUGCUGAGUCUGACUUCUUGGAUUUCUGGGAAGCCAACCAAAAGUUCUUUGCUAUGAAGCAAGGAACAACCGAAAACUUGAUGCAUUUCAAGGAACAAUUCUUGAGACAGGCUGAAGCCAUGCAAGAUCUAUAUGGCGUUGCCUGGUUCCGAAAUUUUGCAGUCAAGACGAAGGCGUAUGCUGCUAUUGCUAGCACCGAUACUGCUGCUACAGACAAGUUCAAGGAUGAUAUCUUGAAGCCGUUCUUGCAACAGGAUUUCUGUGCAACUGUGAUUGAACGAGAACAGCUCCUCUGA